This is a messenger RNA of Penicillium brevicompactum, 783 nucleotides long. Its product is annotated as C2H2-type zinc finger protein. Gene Ontology annotation, biological process: regulation of transcription by RNA polymerase II. Bases 1 to 783 code for a protein of 260 amino acids. The record is from RefSeq and is a predicted model, not a curated record. Gene Ontology annotation, molecular function: DNA-binding transcription factor activity; RNA polymerase II cis-regulatory region sequence-specific DNA binding. The transcript has a single exon. Lineage: Eukaryota; Fungi; Ascomycota; Eurotiomycetes; Eurotiales; Aspergillaceae.
AUGUCCAGCUGCAGGACGAGUAUUGUGUCCAUUCUUAAUAAUGACGACAAUCCAUCCUUUGCGGUUCGCUCCGCACCCCGACUCACUCGGACCCAAACUUCGCCAUCUUAUCACCCACAGCAACCACAACUGCCCCCGCCCGAGUACACCCGGCCUCAUGCUUCAUCCGAGUCCCCAGCUGCAUCACCCCGGGGCACCAGACACCCCUUCGACCCGGUGACUGAAGCCGUUCAACCCGUUUCCCCGGGCUCUUCCAAUGGAUCGGCCUACGAUUAUAUCACCAGCCAACCGUCAGCUUACCACCCCUAUGCCCGGCAGGAAUCGCGACGGGAACCUUACCAGUUCCCAGCUCGCGGGCCCGCACCUCCCAGGACUCCCCCAGAGACCCGCUCAACCUCUGAAACCACUCAGUCUGGACCUCGGGCAACAGGGAGAAAGAACAAGUACCCAUGUCCCUACGCCGCCAGCCACGGGUGCUCAGCGACCUUCACGACUUCCGGCCACGCAGCGCGUCACGGCAAAAAGCACACCGGUGAAAAGAGUGUGCAUUGCCCCAUCUGCAACAAGGCCUUUACGAGAAAGGAUAACAUGAAACAACAUAUUCGCACCCAUCGCACUCACUCCGAUGAUAUGCGCUCUACCUCCGAGACAGAGACUGAGGGUCGAUGGAACGUGGCUCGUCCUGAUUCUACUUAUGCGUCGGCUUCGCAUCAGCGCAAUGUCAGUCAGCUUACGGAGCCCGGGGUACCACCUGUUCCUGGGUCGGCUUCGACGCCCCAAUGA